Molecule: messenger RNA, 525 nt
Organism: Thrips palmi
Lineage: Eukaryota; Metazoa; Arthropoda; Insecta; Thysanoptera; Thripidae
Gene: Lamtor5
Product: ragulator complex protein LAMTOR5 homolog
Exons: 4
Coding region: 135-416 (93 amino acids)
Biological process (GO): positive regulation of TORC1 signaling; cellular response to amino acid stimulus
Cellular component (GO): lysosome; Ragulator complex; cytoplasm
Molecular function (GO): guanyl-nucleotide exchange factor activity
Source: RefSeq, a predicted model, not a curated record
AGGCGUUGCCUGCAAAUAAGCAGAGGUUAGGGGCGGCAGGCAAACACAGGCAGAAGAUUGGUGGUUCCUUCCACACUUAACUGUCCGUUGGGAUUGAUUUAUCGUCGUUGAUUUGCCUUGACAACCGAUCCAAAAUGGAAAAGAGCAUUGAGCGCUGCUUGUCCGAAACGUGUUCGAUGGACGGUGUUAUUGGAAGUGUUCUUGCUGACCAGCAAGGACUUUGUCUUGGAGUCAAAGGUAAAGCUAGCAUCAGUAGCUCUGGUGUUAUCACUGCCAUCGCAGACCAGGUAGCAAAAUUGGAACCGGCUAGCAAGAACCCCAUCAUUGUGUUAGAGAAUGACACCAACCAAUGUUUGAUACAAAGAGCAGAUAGGGCAACAGUAGCUAUUUUCAAAACUAGCAAUCCAGUGAACUGAUAAUUGUAAUAUUGUCUACAUAAACUUUUUUUUAUAUAUUGUUCAUUAAAGACCUUUAUAUUUUUACUCUGUAUCCAUAAAUUUGUAAAUAAAAUUUAAAAUGAAUGCA